Molecule: messenger RNA, 2582 nt
Organism: Mugil cephalus (flathead mullet)
Lineage: Eukaryota; Metazoa; Chordata; Actinopteri; Mugiliformes; Mugilidae
Gene: klhl40b
Product: kelch-like family member 40b
Exons: 6
Coding region: 466-2292 (608 amino acids)
Molecular function (GO): protein binding
Source: RefSeq, a predicted model, not a curated record
UAAAUGUCGCACACAAUAAAAUAGCCCACAGAGCUAAGAUGACUCUGACACACAGGCCUCCUAAACCUCCCGCUCCAGAGCCCCCUCAUGAGUCAUGCUGGGCAUCGUUCCCAUGAAGCAAUGUGUCAGCUGUCUGAGAGUGGGUGGAUUUUCCUGGGGAGUGGGUAAAGGGGUGGGGUUGGAGGUGGGAAAAGGGGGAUAGAAGUAUGGAUAUUGUAUUUCAUGUUCCAGAAUAAAGCCAAUAGCCCCACACUGAGCGGCCAGUCUAUAAAUAACCUUCCAGUUGGAGCUCAGUUGAAGGGUCAGGACAGCUGAGGAAGUGGGCCGUCUCUGGAUUCAGCUGGUGUGUGCUUCUAAAUCCUCUUUCCAAGGCUAGAGAGUAGAGCUACUCUGCUGUACGGACGAUCCACUUCUGUUUGAUUUGCAGCCCCCGAAAGGCUCUUCAAACUCCUCCAGCCAGGAACAAUGGCUCUGCCUAUAAACCCCAUGGAUGAGCCCCGGAUGUACCAGCAAACGCUGCUCCAGGACGGCCUGUACGACCUGCUGGAGAACGACAAGCUUGUUGACUGCGUGCUGAAGAUCAAAGACAAGGAGUUCCCCUGCCACCGGCUGGUUCUGUGCGCCUGCAGCUCGUACUUCCGCUCCAUCUUCCUGUCAGACCUGGAGGAGAGCAAAAAGAGGGAAAUUAUCCUGGAGGACGUGGAGCCCGGCGUCAUGGGGCUGAUCCUGAAGUACCUGUACACCUCCAAGAUCAACGUGACAGAGCAGAACGUCCAGGACAUCUUCGCCGUGGCUAAUCUCUACCAGAUCCCUUCCAUUUUCACUGUAUGCGUGUCUUUCUUACAAAAGCGUCUGAGCCUCAGCAACUGUCUGGCGAUCUUCAGGCUGGGCUUGAUGCUGGACUGUCCCAGGUUGGCUAUCUCCGCCCGAAACUACGCCUGCGAGCGCUUCCAGCUCAUCUCCAGAGACGAGGAGUUCCACCAGCUGCUUCCCAGUGAGCUGGCCGCCAUUUUAACCAAUGACACUCUGAACGUAGAGACAGAGGAGGCGGUGUUCGAGGCUCUGAUGAAAUGGGUGUCUCGGGACCCUGAGAGCAGAGAGAAAGAGCUUCCAGGUUUGUUGGACUGCGUUCGCUUACGCCUCGUCUCCGAGGAUUAUCUGAGGGAGAAAGUGGAGAAACACAAACUGAUCGCAUCCAAUCCCGAGCUGCAGAAGAAAGUCCAGCUCGUCAAAGAUGCUCAAGCUGGGAAAAUGCCAGAGGUGAAAAAAAGCAGUGGAGCAGAGAAAGACGGAGAGAGCGAAGAUAAAGAGGAGGACGAGGGUCUCCUCCCGAGCAUCCUGAACGACAACCUGCGAUUUGGAAUGUUUUCAAGGGACUUGAUACUGAUGGUGAGCGACACAGGCGCUGUGGCCUACGACCCAGCAGGGAACGACUGCUUCGCAGCGUCACUCUCCACGCAGGUUCCCAAGAACCACAUCAGCCUGGCCACCAAGGAGAAUCAGGUCUUUGUGGCCGGAGGAUUAUUCGUCGAUGAACAGAACAAAGAUGAUCCGUUGUGCUCCUACUUCCUGCAGUACGACCCCGUCAGUGCCGACUGGCUCGGGAUGCCUCCCAUCCCGUCUCCACGCUUCCUGUUUGGGCUUGCCGAGGCGGAGAACUCCAUCUUCGUGUUGGGAGGGCGGGAGCUGAAGGAGCGGGAGCAGACGCUGGAUUCGGUUAUGAUCUACGACAGACAAUCCUUUAAAUGGGGCGAGUCGGAGCCGAUUCCUUACCCCGUCUAUGGACACGCGACAAUAUCCCACAAUGAUGUUGUGUAUGUGAUUGGAGGGAAGGGAGAGAACAAGACCUGCCUAAAGAAGAUGUGCGCAUACGACGCCAAGAGAUUUGAAUGGAAGGAGCUCGCUCCCAUGAAGACUGCACGGUCCUUGUUAGGAGCCACCGUCCACAAGGACAAAAUAUAUGUGGCAGCAGGCGUGACGGACAACGGUCUGACGGACUCUGUGGAGGUGUACGACAUCGCCACUAACAAGUGGUCGGACUUUGUGCCGUUUCCUCAGGAGCGCAGUUCUCUGAAUCUAGUGUCUUUGGCUGGUUCGCUCUUCGCCGUAGGAGGCUUUGCCAUGAUGCCUUUACAGGACAGUGAGGAGAUCGUUCCCAAAGAGAUGAACGACAUCUGGAGGUAUAAUGAGGCGGAGAAGAAGUGGACCGGCAUCCUCAGAGAGAUCCAGUAUGCCUCGGGGGCCACAAUUUUGGGGGUGCGACUCAACACGCUGCGUCUCACCAAGCUGUGAAACCAGCUCUGUGUUCCAACAGUCCAGAGUUUUGCACAAAGACAGAUUUAGGGUCACAAAAUCCAGCUUUGUGCAUUUAGUGUUUUUUUUUUUUUUUCAUUUAUCUUUCACAUGAUGCUGUAGCUGUUCCAAUUAUGACUAUAACUUAACAUGAAUGACAUUUUUUGAUGAAUAACAUUUUUAUAUAUUUGUUUCUCCAAUUUUUAUCUGAUUGAGAUUGUAAAAUUGUACACAAUCAGUAGCCUAUUGACAUUUUUGCACUGUAUACAAUAAAGAAUAAUGUACUGCAA